This is a messenger RNA of Aethina tumida (small hive beetle), 3409 nucleotides long. Its product is annotated as kinesin-like protein KIF2A. Lineage: Eukaryota; Metazoa; Arthropoda; Insecta; Coleoptera; Nitidulidae. The transcript has a single exon. The record is from RefSeq and is a predicted model, not a curated record. Gene Ontology annotation, molecular function: microtubule binding; ATP binding; microtubule motor activity. Bases 1146 to 3269 code for a protein of 707 amino acids. Gene Ontology annotation, biological process: microtubule-based movement.
GUUUUUUAAUUAACAUUUUUUAAAUUCGAUAAUUUUAUUAUAAAUGUGUGUGAUAAAGGCAAAAUAAUUCAAGGUUCAUAAUUUUAAUUGUGGUGAAUUAAUUAUGUAUAAGUAUUUUGAAUUGUAUAUUUAAAAUAGUGAACUUACAAACAGUAUCAAUUUUAAUUAUUUUACAUUUUUGUGGCUAAUUCGUUUUUCAAAAUAUUCUCUUAUCACUGAAUUGUCACAAUCUGUAUUGACAAUUUAUAGACAUCAAUUACCAGGGGCGAUUCGUGAGGUUAUAUAUCGAACAAAAGAAAUAAAAAUAUAUAUUAUUCUUGUUUACUCAUAAUUAAUAACAUCAAUUUGAAUGGUCAGUGCCUCCACAACUGAAAUUGAAGAAUCGGCAACGUUCGGGAGCUUCGUUUGUGUCGGUAUUUGGACUUAUUUCAUUGGUUAGAGACACACGUCAGCUCCCCCACCAUUGAAACAAUAGCCAGACCUUAAAGCGCAUGCGCAAAUAGAACGAAAUAGAAAUAUUCAAAAUUUAAUUAUGAAACGAAUUGGCGCGAAGAGGCACAUUUAAAAGUGCCUCUGGAGAACUUACGCACAAAAUAUUCUUUGAUAUUUAAUAUAAACUUAUUAAAGUGUGCUGCGUUGUUGCGUUGGUGACUUAAAUUGACAUUAAAUAUUUGGCAUUUGUUUCAUAAAAUAAUUAAAAUCCAAGUUAAAAUUGCAGUUCAAACCUCAUUGAUUUUGGGGACCAAAACGUGAAAUUAAUAGUGUUCUCCACAUAAAAAUUAUAAUUAUAUGACAGGUUAACCUGUGAAGAAAACCACAUUGGUCCAAGAUAAGAAAAUUUCCGGAGCACCGACAUCAAACAUAAUGAAAUUUAUGGCCAUAUCAUAACCAGUAUUUCGCUGACACUCACGAUUCCUAUGAACAAUAAACUUAUACCAGACGUAAUCGUAUGUCGGCGUAACCUAGUUACGUAUAUUGGUUAAAACGAAUUGUCAAUAGUUUGAUACCUCCGCAAAACCAUUUUGCUUAAAGAAAUACCAAGAAAUUAUACAUUGAUUAGUGUUUGAAACGUCACAGCCGUUCCUGAGAACGUUGCGAUGACAAAUAUCCAUCAGGGGAAAAUUUCCAGAGAGAAGAUCUAAAACAUGAACAUACCUUUACACAAGGGCAUAUCGAUUCGAAUAAAACGCAAGGAUGGAAACGUCCACUUCGCCAAAAUCCACGAGAUUGAUUACAAACGGGGCGUGGUUAGGGUGGAAUGGACCGAAAAUGACGAGGCUAAAGCGAAAGACAUUGAAUUUCAUCAGGUUACCAGUCUUAAUCCACGAUUAAUUUUUACCUCGCCCCCUGUUAAACGCCAGUCAACUAGUCCGGUACCUCGUACAAUAAUAAGUGGAAUCAUUUCCAGGAAUAAGUCCCCAAAGCGUUAUAACAUAUCAUCAUCCUCACAUAGGACUUUUACGCCGCCAAUCCAUCACACCACCGUAGAUAUUUUACCUUCUGUGCCCUUACAUUCAACCAGUAAACUUAUUGCCAAAAAACAAGUUUCUCCCAAACAAAAGACAACCCCUAUGCCCGACUAUACAAUUCCGGAGCCGCCAAAGUGUUCCACUAAAGAUGUGGUGACAUCAAUCGCCAAUCAGAAAAUGAAUGACGACAAUAGCUCCAUCAUUACCCAAAAGUCAAACCGUUCAAAUUGCACCCUUAAGAAAAUUAACAAGAUACAACAAAACAGGGUGGAGAGACAAAAAUUCCACGCCGAAUCAAUAGUGGAAACGUCGAGAAAGAGCAUGAAGCAUCCCCGUUGGGACGUCCUCGACAUGAUCCACAAUUUUCGGGCGAGACUACACAUCAGACCUUUGUCAGCUAAGGAUGAAAUUGUAGACCAUCAAAUAACAGUGGCAGUUAGGAAGAGACCGAUGAAUCACAUGGACAUUGUAAAUAAAGAAAUAGACAUCAUUACCAUCCCCAGUAAAAACCAGCUAAUUGUCCACGAGCCUAAGGAUAAAGUAGACAGGACGAGGUACUUGGAGAACCACUCGUUCCAGUUUGAUUACACCUUUAAUGAGUCGUGCUCGAAUGUUUUGGUGUACAAGUACACGGCUAAGCCAUUGGUGAAGAGCAUAUUUGAAGGGUGCAUGGCGACGUGCUUUGCCUACGGACAGACUGGAUCGGGCAAAACCUUCACCAUGACCGGAAAUUUUACUGAACUCAACUCAGAAAAAGGAAUAUACGCACUAACUGCGGCGGACAUAUUCGAACUGGUUAACUCAUCCAAGUACAAAAACUUAAACUUGUCAGUAACGUGCAGCUUCUUCGAGAUUUACCUGCAACAAGCCUUCGACUUGCUGAACAACAAAGCAGUCUUAAGAAUACUAGAAGAUGGCUCACAACAAGUGAGAGUCCGUGGACUUAAAGAGUUCACCGUCCACUCGGUGGAAGAAGUUCUAAAACUGAUUCACACCGGCAACGCUCAAAGAGCUUCGGGCCAAACGUCGGCUAACUUAAACUCCUCCAGGUCCCACGCCAUCUUCCAAUUCCACUUAAAAUCCCCCAAGAAACUGGCCCCACAUGGGAAGUUCUCUCUGAUUGAUUUAGCCGGCAACGAAAGAGGGGCGGACACCUUUGCCUCCUCCAUGUCCACCAGGCGUGAGGGCUCGGAUAUAAACAGAUCUUUGUUGGCUCUAAAAGAGUGCAUCAGGGCUCUGGGUAGGAAGCAGCCCUACUUGCCUUUCAGGUCGUGCAAGCUCACGCAAGUGUUGAGAGAUUCCUUCAUUGGGGACAAAUCCAGGACGUGCAUGAUUGCUAUGAUUUCGCCGAAUAUAAGUUCCUGCGAGAACACGUUGAACACCUUGAGGUAUGCGGAUCGUGUUAAGGAGUUGGGGGGCGCUGGUGAUUUAGAUAAAAUGCCGGAUAAUAUUCCCACUUGGAAAGAAAACUCUUUGAUAACGCCACUGGAAGGUAAAGCCAUACCCCUGUUACGUUCACCAAUGAAAAAUAAAUCCGGAAUGCAAAUUCGUUCAGCACCAGGGAAAAAGUCGCCUGGGAUACAAUCAGGGAAGUUUAAACAAAUGAAAGAUAAUACAAAAGUGAAGGAAAAUCACAGAGAAACGCUAGCUAUGCUAAAGAAGACUGUAAAGGAUUCACAAGAGCUUUCCAAAGGUAAAUUUUCUUGUAAAAUGUGGAAAGACAUCCUGGAGAGAGGAAUUACAUCAUUAAUUACUGCCAAGAAUAUUGUGGACGUUGCACUCCAAGAAGAGGCUACAUGAUGUUCCCAUAUAUAAGAAAACUGAUGCCAUCUAAGAUGUUUUAGAUCAAUAAUAUAUAAACUAAAUAUAAUUUAGAUACAAAGGAGGAUUUCGUUAUUUUGUAUUUUUUUAUUUAUUUUAUAUAAUAAAUAUAUUUUGUA